Setaria italica (foxtail millet) is the source of this 1278-nucleotide messenger RNA. RefSeq lists its product as uncharacterized. The coding region runs from base 99 to 1154 and encodes 351 amino acids. The record is from RefSeq and is a predicted model, not a curated record. The transcript has 2 exons. Lineage: Eukaryota; Viridiplantae; Streptophyta; Magnoliopsida; Poales; Poaceae.
AAGACCUGCAGCAGCCUACAGGCGAAUUUUAGGAUUAUUUAUUCGCCUGCCAUCCGUUCUUCGAUCAGCGCGCGCGCUCGUAUUCUCUCUCGAACGAGAUGAACACGGUGAGAAAUCUCGUGCGUUUCCUUCUCGUCGCGGCCAUCAGCACCGUAGCCUGCGUCGUGCUGCUGCUGCAGCGCUCGCCGUGCCCGUGCGACAGCGGCGCCGUCGUCGCGCCGGCGGCGCGUGGAGACCUGGCCGUCGCGGGUGGUAAUGGAAGAACCCAACAAGCUCAUCCCAGCGGCAUGCAGGCGGCGGCUGCUUCACCUAGAGACAAGGACGACGGCGAGCUGGCGCAGGUGCUGCGGCGAGCGGCCAUGGAGGACAACACCAUCAUAAUGACCUUCACGAACGAGGCGUUCGCGGCUCCGGGCUCGCUCAUGGACCUCUUCCUGGAGAGCUUCCGGGUAGGCUUGAAGACGGAGCAACUGCUGAAGCACCUGGUCAUCGUGGCCGCCGACGCCAAGGCGUUCGCGCGGUGCCGGCAGGUGCACCCGCACUGCUACGCGCUCGCCAUGGGCGCCACCAACUUCACGGGGGAGCAGCGGUUCAUGGCCGGGGACUACCUGGACAUGAUGUGGCGCCGGAACCGGUUCCAGGCCCGCGUCCUGGGUCUCGGCUACAGCUUCGUCUUCACGGACGUGGACAUCGUCUGGUUCCGCAACCCGCUGCUGCGCAUCCCCGUCGCCGUCGACUUCGCCAUGUCCUGCGACAUGUUCUACGGCGACAACCCCUACGACCUCAACAAGAGGGCCAACGGCGGGUUCGUGUACGCCAGGGCCAGCGCCAGGACGGUGGCGUUCUACGACGCCUGGUACGAGGCCCGGGAGGCGCACCCGGACAAGAACGAGCAGGACCUGUUCGACAAGCUCAAGCGCGAGCUCUCGGCGCGGAGCGGCGUGGCGGCGCAGUUCGUGGACACGGACUACCUCGGCGGGUUCUGCGAGAGCGGUAAGAGGAGGGACUUCAACAAGCUGUGCACGUACCACGGCAACUGCCUCGUCGGGCUCGGGGCCAAGCUCCAGAGGCUCCGCGGCGUGCUCGACGAGUGGAAGGAGUUCAAGGCCAAGGCCGGGAAGCCGGGCAGCAACGUCACCGCUCUAACGGACUGAUUGAUUGUCUUCAGCUUUAUACCGGACAAAUUGCACGACGAUCGACGUGGUCGUAUGAGAUUUUUGCAUUGCCAUAUAGCGGGGUUUUUUUAAUAAACCACUAGCACACAACAAUUCUACCACC